AACAGCUAACCCCAUCGGAAAAGUUGGAUGAUGUGUUGGCUGCCCCCUUUCACGUUUGACGACGGUGCAACUCCUGAAACAUCGCACUGUACCCCUUACCUGCUGUUGCUCGACUUCCCAUCGCCAAUCAUUCCUUUUGUCGUGUUUAUAACAGCGAUUGCCAAGGGGCAUGCUUUUUAAAUACCGUUUUGGUGAUCGCGUCGCGUAUUGUCGCGCCGGCUACUGGGUGUCGGUAGGCUCGCCAGAACCGAUAAGGCGUGUGCGAUGGCAGCCUCCCGUUUUUCCGUUGCUGCUCCCUUCAAAGCAAUCAACGAGUGCACUCCCGCGAUAAACACAUUCUGCUCCGUGCGGUCUUUUCACGCCAACAGCGACUGCUAUGGACCUGCCGUCGCCACGCUACACUGCAAAAGGCUUGUACGGUACGAGGGUCCGCAUUCAACCUUGCGAUGUUUGUAAAGAAUGGAAUGUGUACGAACAUGUACCCGAAGAGCCUGCACCGCAAGCGAGACGCCGGCACCCGACGUCAGGGCCUCGAAGGAGUCAACACCGCCGGAACUUGUCAAAGCCCCGAAAGAGUCCCCGCCGGGACUCAACGUCGGAAAUGAGGCCGCCCGAGCCCAAGCCCCACGGGGCUGCGACCGAGGAGGAUGCCAGGAAGCACCAAAUUCCGACGGAUAUUCGUUAACCCAUUGGGAUCCUACGGAGCAGCCCAUCCUGCUGCUCGGGAGCGUCUUCGACGCUAACUCGCUGGGCAAGUGGAUUUAUGAUUGGACCAUUUACAAGCACGGAAUGGGUCACCCCAUUUCGCAGAUGGCCGGAGAUCUUUGGCUCCUCCUCAUUGAGAUUUCGGGCAAGGUCAAGCGCGCCGACGACAUUAUCCCGUCCAUCUGCCAGAAGGAUGUCUGUAAAAUGGUUGAGGGCUUUAUCGACUCGGGCAACUGCCUAACCGUCAAACUCCGCAAGCUGCUCAAGCGCUGCGAGGCCCCCAUGCUUCAGGCUUCCAAGCGCAGGGGCUCCAAGCUCGGCAGCAACGCCGGCGUCGAGUUCGUCCUGACCCUUUUUGGUCGAGAGCGCGAGCUCGAAGCGACUGAGAAGUUUAUGGCGUCGGUCCGCCUCUGGAACAACAG
Molecule: messenger RNA, 1127 nt
Organism: Gaeumannomyces tritici R3-111a-1
Lineage: Eukaryota; Fungi; Ascomycota; Sordariomycetes; Magnaporthales; Magnaporthaceae
Exons: 2
Source: RefSeq, a predicted model, not a curated record